CUAGUAAACAUUGCGCUGUCGCCUGCCCAUCGGCCGUGGUUAUUUAGUAUUUAUUAUAACCGAUUUCCGAAUUGCGUUGCCCGCCAACGACUUGGCAAUGGACUACCGCCUACCCCUUCGUGACUAAUAUUUUUAUUACACACGACUCUGCCACGACGAUGAUGACACCUAAUGUAUAGUUUAGGCAUUGACGAUCUUCUCUAAUGAACAGUCGUCAUGUUGUACCUCAAGAUCAUAGCUAUACCAUGUUUCGUCUUGUCGAACCAUGUCGUUCGGCCAGAUGCAGUACCGAUGGAUUUGAACGUUCAUCCAGAGCACUUACCAUACAUGUUGAACUCAAUAACGAAACAUAAUAAAACUCGCUGUUGGGGUUAUGAAAAUGAUUGCGAUACAGAGCACCGCUAUUUGGAUCCUGUGUGUCCAGGUCCUGGAACUAGCUGGGCGCCAACUAAACGAGAUCAAAUUGACGCAUUUUAUGAUCAAGGAGAUUUCGGUUAUGUAAAACAACAACGAGAAGAAAUCACAUACAUGUGUGAGCCAAUAAAUCAAGAUGAUUCUUCAUUAGAAUGCACAAACCAUUUGAAGUUUUGUCGUGGACAUAAUAUCAUGAUAAAUUUUGAAAAUAUAUUAAACCAAAACCACCCGAUACGAUAUCAAAUGGAUGUACUUACUAAUGGUCAAAUUGGUGGAAAAUGCAAGUUUCAUAAAGAGAAAUUAGAUGCUCAGUGUGAUCAUCUGAGUCCAUUACAGUCUUGGAGUCCUGAAUUAAGGUUUUUUACAACAAUUGAUCAGUAUCCUGGAAAAUGUGAUUUAAUUAUUACUGAACCCACAGUUAUUAUGAAAAUAGACGCAACUGUGAAUAUGUACCAUCAUUUUUGUGAUUUUUUGAAUUUAUAUGCAUCUCAGCAUGUGAAUAGCUCAGGAGCUAGUAUGUUUUCAAAAAACAUACACAUAUUAGUUUGGGAGUCAUUUGCUUACGAAUCUGCAUUUAGUGAGACUUUUCAAGCAUUUACAAUGCAUCCAAUAUGGAAUUUAAACACAUUCAGAGGACAAGUUGUUUGUUUUAAUGAUAUUAUCUUACCUUUACUACCACGAAUGAUAUUUGGGCUGUAUUAUAAUACUCCAUUGAUUGAUGGAUGUGAAAAUAGUGGUUUGUUCAAAGCAUUUUCUCAACACGUGUUAUAUCGUUUAAACAUUGUCCAAAAACCAAAUGAUAAUGGAAAAAUAAGGAUAACUUUUUUGUCUAGAAAUACAAAAUAUAGAAACGUAUUGAAUGAGAAUGAAUUAAUAACUGCUUUAAAAAAUCAUUCACAGUAUGAAGUAAAAAAGGUUGUUUAUAGUGGGAACAUUUUAACUUUUAAAGAACAAAUACAAAUAACAUAUAACACUGAUAUAUUUAUAGGAAUGCAUGGUGCUGGGUUAACUCAUCUAUUAUUUUUACCAGAAUGGGCAGUGUUAUUUGAACUAUAUAAUUGUGAGGAUGAACAUUGUUACAAAGAUUUAGCUCGUUUAAGAGGUGUUAAGUACAUAACAUGGCGUGAUAUAAAUAAGUUUAGUAUGCAAGAUAAGGGUCAUCAUCCAGACCAGGGUGCGCACGCCAAGUUUACCAAUUAUUCUUUUGAUAAAGAUGAAUUCAUAAGCCUAGUGGAAGAAGCUGCUACACAUGUAAAAAAACAUAAACACGGUUAUAGUCCUAAAUUACAUGAUGAAUUUUAAUAUUUGUUUGUUGUGCUUUAUUAUUAACUGAUUCUUAUGUAAUUUCGCUAAUUUUUAAUGUUAUGCUUGCACGUUAAGACAUUUUUUACUUUAUACUUUAAAAUAUGUUGUUUGGUUAUUUUUUUGUUUUUAUUAUGUAAUUUAUCACUUUUUUAAAAUAAAUAAUUUUUUUUUUUUUAUACCAUUGA
This is a messenger RNA of Aphis gossypii (cotton aphid), 1904 nucleotides long. It is a transcript of the gene Eogt, whose product is annotated as EGF domain-specific O-linked N-acetylglucosamine transferase. Gene Ontology annotation, cellular component: endoplasmic reticulum lumen. The coding region runs from base 217 to 1716 and encodes 499 amino acids. Lineage: Eukaryota; Metazoa; Arthropoda; Insecta; Hemiptera; Aphididae. Gene Ontology annotation, molecular function: protein N-acetylglucosaminyltransferase activity. The record is from RefSeq and is a predicted model, not a curated record. The transcript has 9 exons.